Sinocyclocheilus rhinocerous is the source of this 1918-nucleotide messenger RNA. It is a transcript of the gene ephb4b, whose product is annotated as eph receptor B4b. Gene Ontology annotation, biological process: ephrin receptor signaling pathway; protein phosphorylation; axon guidance. The annotation marks the transcript as partial. NCBI's taxonomy places the organism in Eukaryota, Metazoa, Chordata, Actinopteri, Cypriniformes, Cyprinidae. The transcript has 10 exons. Gene Ontology annotation, cellular component: dendrite; plasma membrane. The record is from RefSeq and is a predicted model, not a curated record. Gene Ontology annotation, molecular function: ATP binding; protein binding; transmembrane-ephrin receptor activity.
AAAUGUUGCCUUGGCAAAUAACAGAAAGGUGCUGAUGAACACAAAGCUAGAAACAUCUGAUCUCAGAUGGACCAGCUACCCCAGCAGUGACCCUGAGUGGGAGGAGAUGAGCGGUUUGGAUGAGGAGGGCAACAGCGUCCGCACCUUUCAGAUCUGCCCCGUGGACACGUCAGUGAGUCACUGGCUGCGCACGCGCUUCAUCCCGCGGCGCGGAGCGACUCAGGUGUAUGUGGAGAUCCGCUUCACAGUCCAAAUCUCUCGCUCUCCUCUCGUCCUGCAGGUGGAUACGGUCGCGGCUGACUUUCUGUUGCGUCGCGGCGGAGAGAGGAAGUCUAACGUGAAGACAGUGCGCGUGGGUCCGCUGUCGAAGAAGGGCUUCUACCUGGCGUUCCAGGCUCAGGGCGCGUGUAUGGCCCUGCUCUCCGUCCGCGUCUUCUUCAAGAAGUGCCCCGCCGUCACCCGCGCCUUCUCCUCCUUCCCCGAGACGCUCCCUCACUCGCUGGUGCAGCAGGCCGAGGGCGUGUGCGUCACAAACUCCGCCCCCACGGGCCAAGCCCCGCCCACCAUGUUCUGUGGGGAGGACGGCCAGUGGGUGGGGCCUCCGUCCUCCACCUGUGAGUGUAAACCGGGGUUCGAGCUGGUGGACUCCGACCACUGCAGGGCGUGCGGAUCGGGUCAGUAUAAAGCGUCCAUCGGUGGGAGUUUGUGUCGUGUGUGUCCAACCAACAGUAACACACACUCUCCUGGAUCCAGUGUGUGUUUGUGCCGCCCAGGAUUCCACCGCGCCGCCAACGACCUUCCUGAUUCAUCCUGCACCAGACCGCCGUCGGCUCCGCGCAGCAUCGUCUAUCAGAUCAAUGAUACGGUGGUGACGCUGGAGUGGUCAGAGCCGCUGGACCGCGGCAGUCGCUCGGAUCUGUCCUACAGCGUGGAGUGUGUGCGCUGCAGAGGCUCCGGCUGCGUCCCCUGCGCAGACAGUGUCUCCUACAGGCCGGGGCAGGUGGGUGUGACCGGGAGGCGGGUCAUCAUCCACGGGCUCCUCCCACACACCACCUACACCUUCACCGUCAUCUCCCAGAACGGAGUGAGCGCUGUCAGUCACACAAGCCCCGCCUCCAGCUCCGUCAACAUCACCACCAGCAGAGACGGGAUUAAAGUGUACAUCGAUCCGUUCACAUACGAGGAUCCGAACGAGGCGGUGAGGGAGUUCGCUAAAGAGAUCGACGUGUCGUUUGUGAAGAUCGAGGAGGUGAUCGGUGCCGAUGUGGGGUCAGAUGUGUCGCCCGCUCUCACCCGUCUCUCUGUCUGUCUGCAGCUGAACGACGGUCAGUUCACGCCCAUCCAGCUGGUGGGGAUGCUGCGUGGGAUUGCGUCUGGUAUGAAGUACUUGUCGGAGAUGAGUUAUGUUCACCGGGAUCUGGCGGCGCGUAACAUCCUGGUCAACAGUAACCUGGUGUGUAAGGUGUCUGACUUUGGCCUGUCCAGAUUCCUGACGGAGAACUCGUCUGACCCCACAUACACCAGCUCACUGGGCGGGAAGAUCCCGAUCCGCUGGACGGCUCCUGAAGCCAUCGCCUUCCGUAAGUUCACCUCGGCGUCAGACGUCUGGAGUUACGGCAUCGUCAUGUGGGAGGUGAUGUCGUUCGGAGAGAGACCGUACUGGGACAUGAGCAACCAGGACGGAUCUUCUGCGGAUCGGCGUGACUCUAGCAGGACACCAGAAGAAGAUUCUGUCCAGCGUCCAGACGCUGCGGGUCCACGGCGCCCUGCGAUACUGACGCUUCCCAGCAUUCCCUGCUUACAGAUCAGACCGAUCGACCAAUCACUGAGGAGCACCACUGAACCAGCCAAUCAGUGUCCCGUCUGUGUUUGUUCUCUUGGUUUCACUCGGACUGAUGUUCUCAGGAGCGUCUCCUGA